Daphnia pulex (common water flea) is the source of this 4741-nucleotide messenger RNA. It is a transcript of the gene Frl, whose product is annotated as formin-like protein. The transcript is spliced from 17 exons. NCBI's taxonomy places the organism in Eukaryota, Metazoa, Arthropoda, Branchiopoda, Diplostraca, Daphniidae. Gene Ontology annotation, biological process: cell migration; regulation of cell shape; cortical actin cytoskeleton organization. Gene Ontology annotation, molecular function: actin filament binding; small GTPase binding. Bases 445 to 3663 code for a protein of 1072 amino acids. The record is from RefSeq and is a predicted model, not a curated record. Gene Ontology annotation, cellular component: cytosol.
UCAGAAUUUGGAAUUUACGAUGCGAGGGUGUGAGAGUACGUUGCCGGCCGUGGUUAUGUAAAGAACAGAAGGCACAAAGUUAGUCAACGCCAACGGCAGUGAAGCUCAACAUCAUCAUAUAUACGUCUGUCUGAAUUGUAGCUCUUAUAGUCCGAUUUGGCCGUCCUUCAAUACAAGUGGACUCUGUGACUGCCUUGUCCAAACAAAACCUUGUGACUUCUUGAUUUUCCAGAAACUUAACUCGCUGGAUACACACAAGACUUAACUUGCUGGAUUCACUCAAGCCAACGGAAUAUCCAUGUAUUGUGAGAAAGGAAUGUGUUGUCCCACUUGCAGUGCCUUGUGUCUUGAUGUGAGAAGGUGUAGCAGCCCACCCGUGUUUCAAGCUGGAGGAGUUUAACAGAAAUUUGCCUCGAAAUCAAAUUAUUGCCCUGUUGAUUAGAAAUGGGCAAUACAGACAGCAGUAUGGCAGAAAGUGAUCAUCAUCACAAAAGGGUACCAUCGUCUAUGCGGCAUAAAAAUCGCGAAUCUCCUGCAUCUCUACCAAAACAACCCAAGCCUGACCACAAUGAAAUUGAAAGAAGAUUCAAUCAAGUGCUGGCCUCUAUGGAUCUGCCUCCGGAUAAAGUUAAAUUACUACGGCAGUAUGACGAUGAGAAGAAAUGGGACAUGAUCUGUGAUCAGGAACGCGUUCAUGCCAAAGAGACGCCGCCUUACUAUUUGCGCAAGCUCAAGACCUACUUGGACCCUAAAGCGUCUCGAAGUUCCAAGAAGAGGAGAAUGGUGAGCAAUUCAACGUCCACCCAAGUUCUUCGCGAUCUGGAAAUCUCCCUCCGCACGAAUCACAUCGAGUGGGUCCGGGAAUUUCUAAAUGAAGAGAACCAAGGCUUAGAUGUCUUGAUCAGCUAUCUCGAGUUCCGAUUAUUGAUGAUGAAAUACGAGCUUAAAGUGAGAGAGGACAACGACUGGGAGGAGUCGAUCAAGAAAAAGCUCUCCAAUGGUAGUAGCGUUUCCAGUUCCACGACUCCGAUCCAGGAGAAACCAGUCGAUAAGGUGGAGAAGACGGAGUUGAGCUCGCCGCGAUUAAAACGAGCGACGAAACAUGUUGCCAAACUGAAGAUGGGCGAAUCCAAAGAUGAUAUCCACGUUUGUAUCAUGUGCUUGAGAGCAAUCAUGAAUAACAAAUACGGCUUCAAUUUGGUGAUUAAACACGACGAAGCCAUUACUUGCAUUGCCCUGAGUCUCAAUCAUAAAAGCCUUCGCACCAAGGCUCUAGUUUUAGAAUUGCUUGCGGCAAUUUGCCUCGUCAAAGGUGGCCAUGAAAUCAUCCUGGAAUCGUUCAAUCGCUUCAAGGAUAUAUGCAGUGAAAAGCGCCGCUUUCAAACUUUAAUGGGAUACUUUAUGAAUUUUGAAAUGUUUCAUAUUGAAUUUAUGGUGGCCUGCACGCAGUUCAUCAACAUUGUCGUGCAUUCGGUGGAAGACAUGAACUUCCGAGUACAUUUGCAAUACGAAUUUUCCCAGCUGGGCCUUGACGACUACUUGGAAAAGCUGAGGAACACGGAAAGUGAAGAACUCCAGGUACAAAUAUCUGCCUACCUCGAUAACGUUUUCGACGUUCAAGCCUUGAUGGAAGAUAGCGAGACCAAAACAACCGCUUUAGAGAAAGUAGCUGACCUCGAGGACGAGUUGGCUCUGGCUCACGAACGAAUUGCCACGCUCGAGUAUGACGUCCUCAGUCGGCAAACGGAAAUGGAACAACAGAUUUCUUUAAUCAAAACGGAAAAAGAUGAAUUAGCAGAAAUGAAAUCAUGUUUGGAGGCGGAACUUUCUUCCCUGCGGUAUAAUGUUUCGAUGCGUGACGAAGAGUCUCGUCACCGGCAGGUUGCUCUCGAGUCCCGGAUCCAAGAGCUAGAGACGAUGACGCAAACACUACCCCGUUCUGGCGGAAAUGCCACAUUGAACACGACUACGGCUAUUGCGAAACCGUCGGCUGCUCCCCCUCCGCCGCCUCCACCACCAUCGCCACCCAUGUCGCCAGCGUCUACCUGCGCACCUCCUCCUCCUCCCCCGCCCAUGAUGGGAAGUUCAAGUAAUAAAACCUCACCUCCGUCAUCACUUUCACCUCCGCCUUUCCUGGUGGCACCUCCUCCUCCGGCUCCUGACAUGGGAAUGGCUCCAAGUGGGGGCAAUUUCACCAUCAAGCGCAAGAUUCAAACCAAACAUAAACUUCCUACGCUUAACUGGAUUGUUUUAAAGCCAAACCAGGUUAAAGGGACCAUUUUCAACGAAUUGGACGACGAGAAACUUCAUAGCCUUAUUGAUUUCAACGAAUUUGAAGAACAAUUUAAAAUGGGCACGAAUAUGCCCAUGCCCAAUUCUAACGAGGAGAUCGAUGGACUGGUCAGUCAGGGUAGUAAACGAAUCAAACGACCGGAAUUGCUCACGUUAUUAGAGCACAACAGGCUCCGGAAUAUCGCUAUUUGCCGUCGUAAAUUGGAGAUGCAAUUGGAAGAUGUUAUCCGAGCGGUCAAUGCUCUAGAUCUGAAGACCUUCUCCUUGGAGAACGUUGAAAUUUUACAACGAAUGUUGCCUACGGAAACCGAGGCAAAAGCUUAUCGCGAUUACGCCAUUUCCAAGAAAAGUAUCGAUUUGCUAACGGAGGAGGAUCGCUUCAUUUAUCGUCUUAGUCAUACGGAACGUCUAGCAACGAAGCUCCAGGUCAUGUGUUACAUGGGCAACUUUUUCGACAAUGUUUAUUUGAUAACUCCGCAAGUUCAAGCCAUUCUAUCUGCGUCACGUUCGCUGAUGGCUUCCAAAAAGCUUCGCUCCUUCCUGGAAAUUGUUUUGGCUUUCGGUAACUACCUUAACAGCGGCAAACGUGGCCCAGCCUACGGAUUCAAACUUCAAUCUUUGGACUCUUUGGUCGAUGCCAAGUCUGGCGACCGCAAAUUGUGUCUCCUGCAUUACAUCAUCGAAACCAUUCACAAGAAAUUCCCCGAAGCCCUUCACUUUGAUGGCGAAUUGCGAUUCGUCGAAAAGGCUGCCACCGUUUCGCUGGAGAACGUUCUCAGUGAUAUCCAAGAGCUUCAGAAAGGCAUGGAUAUAACGCGGAAGGAAUACGAGUUGAGAAAAGACUUGAAGGAUGAGAAACAAAAUGUGAUUCUUAAGGAUUUCUUAACGAACGCGGAAGAAAAACUGCGACGAUUGCGGGCCGACUCCAAAGCCGCCCAAGACGCAUUCAACGAGUGCGUCGAGUAUUUCGGAGAGCGUCAGAGUGACGCCAACGCUUUCUUUGGCUUGUUUGCCCGUUUUAUAAAGACUUACAAGCAAGCCGAGCAAGAAAACGAACAGAGGCGGCGCCUUCAGCAGGCUGCAAGUGUUUCUUCACUAGCCAACGCCACAACGCCACGGAAUGGCGGAAAUCCACGACGUCAGCAGGAAGCGGUCAUCAGCGAGUUGCGAACUAGAUCGAAUCAAAUUCAGGAAAAGAAACUUCUUCCUGCUGAUGAAGUCUACCACGGAGCGUUGGAAGACAUUCUUCUUGGUCUCAAAUCGGAACCCUACCGACGAGCCGACGCGGUCCGGCGCUCUCAGCGGAGACGGAACAACACCGCCACCAAUCGCCUGUCGAAAAAUCUAGAAGAUUUAGAUUCAACGUUCUAGGCCUUAGAAAUAGGCCUACUCGAUUCCUAGUUAUAUUCAAAUGACCAAUAUUAAUUAUCUUUCCAAGAGUGACCUUUUUUUAAAAGAAACGAAGAAAAAGAAAACCCAAAUCCACGUUUUUUUUUAAGUUGGAAUUCAGGUAUAAUGAAUGCAGGAGAGAUUUGAAAACACGACGCACAGAAUGCUCAGCGUAUCUUGUUUUAAAAAAAUAAUGUGCCCCCCAAUGAAAACAAAACGUACGUGUGAAAGAAUGGCUUGAAACAGUUGCUUACAAAUUGACUGCCGUACGAAGGCUUAUAUUCCUCCUCAUUGCUGUCGCUCAUCUUGUUUUUUUUUCUAGAAAAAGGGUCAUCAUUUGAUCAAUUUUUAUUUUUUAGGAUUUCCGUUCUCAUCGACAGAUAUCGUCUUAUCCAUUUAUUUUGUUUGUGUCUCUUUUGUUAUUAUCACGCGACGCUUUUAGUCUUGGCAGUUGCUGCAUUCUGGAGGCAUUGACAAGUAUUUUAUUCCCGCGGGAGCCCACAACUGAAGAAAGUAAUGAGCAUAUCCAAAACCCUCAGGCUCGCAAUGUUUUUAAAUAAGAGAUUCGUCUUAACCAAAAGAAAAAUGUUUAUCAAAUAUUUUGAAAAAGGAAAGUUUUUUUGGGGGUUGGUAGUUUUUCCCACAUUUUAUUAUGUAAUUCGGUAUCGACGACCCCUCCCCUGACGCGCUGUGAUACCAGUCAAUACAUAUGUGACGACCAAACAGCCCCAUCAAAAAGGAAAAAAACGGGAACAGCAAAAGAAGAAAAAACCUCAAAUUGCCUCUUGCCUUGUUCAUUUUUCAAUUCCCCCCCCCCCCCCCUCUUGCCCCCAUAUUCCUAUUACGGUAUUCUCAAAAAAGCUUUUUCGCCUUAAACUUUAUACUUUUUAAAAAAAUUGACUUGUAUGAAAGAAGAAGAGAAAGAUUGUUGGCCUUGAGGUUACAUCCUUGAUAUCAAAUUCGACGAACCUUAUUAUCUGCAGUCUGCUGGAGGUAUCACACAAACCUUACGGCUUGAUAAUCGUUUCGUCUAUUUCCAAUACACAGAUUUUUACUAUAA